UGCCGGCUCUUUGCGUCUGCGUAGUCCGCCCCCCUCCCUUUCUGCCUCCGCAGCCGCCAUGGCGCCCGUGAAAAAGCUCGUGGUGAAGGGGGGCAAAAAAAAGAAGCAAGUUCUGAAGUUUACCCUUGAUUGCACUCACCCUGUAGAAGAUGGAAUCAUGGAUGCGGCCAAUUUUGAGCAGUUUCUUCAGGAGAGAAUCAAAGUGAAUGGAAAAGCUGGAAAUCUCGGUGGAGGGGUGGUAACCAUUGAGAGGAGCAAAAGCAAGAUCACUGUAACUUCCGAGGUGCCUUUUUCCAAAAGGUAUUUGAAAUAUCUGACCAAAAAGUACUUGAAGAAGAAUAACCUCCGCGACUGGCUGCGUGUGGUGGCCAACAGCAAGGAGAGCUACGAGCUGCGCUACUUCCAGAUCAACCAGGACGAGGAGGAGGAGGAGGACGAGGAUUAGAAGUCCUGUGUCGGGAUCUUUUGUAUGGUCUUUAAAUAAAAUCUAGGAAUCACAGUGGUGGUUUUCCUUGUACCUCCGCAGUGUGGCUUAAACAGAAAAUUGGAGAUCAGAGUAAAAGCUUCGCUUGGGCGGCCUUUCACGUAUUUGUGAUUAGACUUUUCUCCUGCUUGAAGGUUUCAGGUUUACAUGGUAAGAAUACCAAAGCGGAGAGAAGCUCCUGUAAGGGAACUGCCGGGGCUUUGACCUCCAGCAGGUGGUUAAGAGUGGAAAUGUGCGCCCUCCAGUUGUCACUGUUUGACUUCCAAAAGUGGGACAGUUUUAUCCCGUGCUUUUCUCAGAUUCAGGUGUACUACGGGGCUCCUAGUUUGUUGAGCAAAACCAGCAACUCACCUGAGGUUCUCUUGCAGGAAAAAGGCAGGCUCGGAAAUGUAAAAAGCAGGGUUCUGGGGCAUUUCAAGUUGGGGUUACAAAUUACUCCCACACAAUGACUAUGUUAAUCCUUUUCUUCCUGUAGAAAUAAAAUUUCCUUCGGUGCCGCUGCAUAGCCUACCCUCCAGAAAAGAGUGGGGAGUGGUUCUAAAAGUCCCAGGUUUUAAAUUAAGUAAACGCACACAAAACUGAAUUUGUAAAUGACUUUUUAGGACUCAGCAACAAACUGUCGCUUCGGCCCCCAGCAGGGGGAGCUGGAGCUGAGCUUCCGGAGAUGGACCGCGGGCAUCUCCCUGGGAGCAUCUCCCUGGGACGUGGUUUUUGCCCCGGGGUGGACGCCAAGAAGAAGCGAUGGAGGGCCAGGUCGUGCUGAGGAGUUGAGGGAAAAUGUUGACGUGCCCAGGGAACGGCCACUUCUGUGCCAUUUAGGCCUUGGCUGGAUUUAAUGUCAGGUCACUCUGCAAACUGACCUUAGUCUGGGCAGGAUGAAAGUGGGGUUUUGUUGCCUCGUGUGCAGAGGCUAGAGAUCUGGGAGAGGUUGCGCAGUUGUAAAGUCAUUGUCGCCAACUGGAAAUCCAGAGGAUUUGAGAGCAAGUUUGAAAAGAGACCCUGAUGCCUUAUGGUGCCCUUCGGAAAUCUAAACAAUUCUGCAGAAAUGUCUGCAUCGUCUUAAAAUCGCAGUGUGUGAAGCUGUGUUUUUAGGGUUUGUCCACAGCUAGUUUCCCCACCUGAAAUUCUUGGGCUCUGCUAGCUGCCUAGCUGGAAAUUAAACGUUGGAGCCCUACCUUUGGCUCCAAUAUGACAUUUGGUGCUCUUGGAUUGAAUUUAACGUGUGUCUUUGCAAUUUCAUUUGUAGUAAAGGCUCCAGGAUUUUCUAUUUCUAUGCAAAUUUCUUGAAGCAGAAUUGUUUGCGCGUUUCUCCGCCUUAGGGCAAGGAGAGGUUUCUUCCCAGUGUAACUGAGGCAUCAGCUGGUUUCUGGCGCUGUCCCUUACCACGAUCGUUAACUUUGUUAGCAAGUUUAUGACCUGGAUUUGCAAAUUGUACUUGUUUGUUGCAUCGAUGUUCACCUGUAGUGAUUUUUAGUUUGGUUGUAAAAAGAUUAAUCCUGGGCUGAAAUCCGCAUAGAAGGUGUGGGGUUUUUUUUCCCCCCAGAUUAUUUCCAGGUUUUAAAACUUGUAAUAAAACUGAAACACUGAUUUUUCUAUGCCUUUUUGAACUCUUGUAAUUGAGUUUUGAUCACAUUUUAUAUUAAAGUGGCUAACACAUGGCUA
Mustela lutreola (European mink) is the source of this 2146-nucleotide messenger RNA. It is a transcript of the gene RPL22, whose product is annotated as ribosomal protein L22. Gene Ontology annotation, cellular component: ribosome. Gene Ontology annotation, molecular function: structural constituent of ribosome; RNA binding. The coding region runs from base 59 to 445 and encodes 128 amino acids. The transcript is spliced from 4 exons. The record is from RefSeq and is a predicted model, not a curated record. Gene Ontology annotation, biological process: cytoplasmic translation. Lineage: Eukaryota; Metazoa; Chordata; Mammalia; Carnivora; Mustelidae.